AUGUCUUUGCCAAAUGGCAUCCUGCCUGAGCAGCGGGCUCGAAUAGAAGCCAAUAGACAGAAGGCUUUGGAGCGCCUCAAGCAGAGAAGAGGUGGAUCGCAACCAUCGAAAGCUUCAGAACCACCCAAAACGGGACCGCCACAAAAAGUGAUUCCUCCUCUACCGAGAACAGAGCUUACUCCCGAACAAAAGAAACGAAUCCAGGAAAACCGAGAGCGUGCGCUUGCCAUUCAGAAGGAAAGACAGAAGCAGCAUCGUGAUGCCACUGGAGAUAACGACAUCAGUCUGAUUCCAACAGAGCAGAUCAAGAAGAAGGCAAGGCUUGAGUCGCAGUACCAGCCACCGGCGAUCCAAAAGAAGGACUAUAUUGAGUUCGAUUUUUCUACGAUGAAGGACAGUCGAGGCGGUUUCCUAGAUGAUGAGGAGAAGCAUGGUCUCAAGGGCGUGGAAGAGGAGCCUGAGUCACUCCAGCAAUGGAAGGAGAGACAGAAAAAAGAGCAUUUGGUGAGGGACUUGGCUCCUCCAUUGGACUUGGAGAACGCACCGAAAUGCUUCGAAUGUGGUUCCUUGGAAAUUGAUCCGAACUUGUUCACCAACUUCCGCGAGGUCCGAGUGUGCCGCCGCUGUCAAAAAGAGAAGCAAGAUAAAUACUCGAUGUUGACAAAAACGGAGUGCAAAGAAGACUACUUGUUGACAGAUCCCGAGCUUCAAGACGUUGCGCUUCUUCCUAGAGUCGAGAAGCCAAACCCACACGGAUUCCUGCGAAUGCAGCUUUUCUUGAGAUUUCAAGUUGAAGAAUUUGCGUGGAAGAAGUGGGGUCUGGCUGAGGGCUUGGACAAGGAAUGGGAGAGAAGGGAGGCUGUUCGCUUGCAACGACGUGAAAAACGGUACCAGGACAAGCUCAAGGAAAUGAGGAAAAAAACGAGAGCCGAGGAAUAUACCAGGAAGCUCCGAAAUGGUAUGUCGCUUGGAGAAAGGCAUGAGCAUAGCUGGCUGGAGCCUAUUUCCGCUGGUGGAAACGUUGUGAGGCGUCGUUGCACGGAUUGUGGCAUCGAGACGGAGGAAGUCAUGAUCUAG
This is a messenger RNA of Candidozyma duobushaemuli, 1077 nucleotides long. It is a transcript of the gene RAD14, whose product is annotated as Rad14p. Gene Ontology annotation, biological process: base-excision repair; nucleotide-excision repair involved in interstrand cross-link repair; UV-damage excision repair. Gene Ontology annotation, molecular function: damaged DNA binding. Bases 1 to 1077 code for a protein of 358 amino acids. NCBI's taxonomy places the organism in Eukaryota, Fungi, Ascomycota, Pichiomycetes, Serinales, Metschnikowiaceae. The record is from RefSeq and is a predicted model, not a curated record. The transcript has 2 exons. Gene Ontology annotation, cellular component: nucleotide-excision repair factor 1 complex.